AUGGAGACCCCACCCCCUCCUCCGCUGCCCCUCCCCCCUCCCGGGGGUCCCCUCGCCCCUCCCCCCCCGCCCCGGGUGGCUCAGUACGAGCCGGUGGCCGAGCCGGGUGUGGGCGCGCACGGCACCGCGUUCAAGGCUCGGCACCGGCUCAGCGGGCGCUGCGUGGCGCUGAAAAACCUGCGGGUACCCACGGCGGGGGGCCGGGCUGGCCCGGGAUGGCAGAGGAGGGAGGGGGGUGUGUCCCGUGGGCUCUGUCACACCCCGUGUCCCCGUGUCCCUGUCCCCAGGCUGAUGGAUGUCUGUGCCAGCGCCCGCUCCCCGCACGAAGCCAAGGUCACGCUGGUGUUCGAGCACGUGGAGCAGGAGCUGAAAACCUUCCUGGAGAAAGCUCCAGCCCCGGGGCUGCCCCCGACACCAUCAAGGCGGGACCUGAUGAGGCAGUUCCUGCGUGCCCUGGAUUUCCUGCACUCCCAGCACAUCAUCCACCGCCACCUGAAACCCCAGAACGUGCUGGGACAGCUCAAGGUGGCCGAGUUUGGGAGGGCCAGGAGCCACGGCUGCCACGUGGCCCUGACACCUGUGGUGGUGACACUGUGGUACAGAGCCCCCGAGGUGCUGCUCCAGGCUGCCCACGCCUCCCCUGGGGACAUGUGGAGCGUGGGCAUCUUCAUGGAGAUGUUCCACAGGAAGCCGCUGUUCUGUGGCACCUCGGAGCCCGAUCAGCUGGGCAAGAUCUUCGAGCUGAUCGGGCUCCCCCAGGAGGACAAGUGGCCGCAGGACGUGGCCCUGCCCAGGGACACCUUCACCCCCUGCGACCGGGGGGAGGUCCCAGAGCUGCUUCUGGCACUUUUGACCUUCAGCCCCCACAAGCGAAUUUCGGCUCACGAGGCCCUGGGGCACCGGUACCUGCAGGGGGGGCGUGAGGGGUGA
Catharus ustulatus (Swainson's thrush) is the source of this 930-nucleotide messenger RNA. RefSeq names its product cyclin dependent kinase 4 (gene CDK4). Gene Ontology annotation, biological process: G1/S transition of mitotic cell cycle; regulation of G2/M transition of mitotic cell cycle; protein phosphorylation. Gene Ontology annotation, molecular function: cyclin binding; cyclin-dependent protein serine/threonine kinase activity; ATP binding. Gene Ontology annotation, cellular component: cyclin-dependent protein kinase holoenzyme complex; cytoplasm; nucleus. The record is from RefSeq and is a predicted model, not a curated record. NCBI's taxonomy places the organism in Eukaryota, Metazoa, Chordata, Aves, Passeriformes, Turdidae.